Molecule: messenger RNA, 195 nt
Organism: Plasmodium gallinaceum
Lineage: Eukaryota; Apicomplexa; Aconoidasida; Haemosporida; Plasmodiidae
Product: conserved protein, unknown function
Exons: 1
Coding region: 1-195 (64 amino acids)
Biological process (GO): mitochondrial respiratory chain complex III assembly
Source: RefSeq, a predicted model, not a curated record
AUGCCUUUAGGUGUACCAUUAAAAAAAUAUCUAUUCAUUGUAUCUACAUCUUUUUUAUGUAUGGCAAUGGGUUCAUGUUGUGUGCAUCUAAUUAUGAAGCCAGAAAUGAAAGAAUAUGAUAUUUCGAAGCAUUUAGAAAAUAGAAAUAAUGCUAUCCAAGAAGUUCAAAAAGACAUUAUAAAAAAUAAAACAUAA